Durusdinium trenchii is the source of this 687-nucleotide messenger RNA. The record is from the annotation of a GenBank genome assembly. NCBI's taxonomy places the organism in Eukaryota, Dinophyceae, Suessiales, Symbiodiniaceae.
AUGUCGUCUCGCGACAGUGUUGCAGUGAAUGCGACGGCUGACCAGACCCGGACGAAGACCAGGGACUCUGAGCGGCAGGAGGUUAUACGAGAUGAACUCUCUCGGAUAUCGUCAGAACUGCCGAGCAGAGGUUCUUCAAACGGCCUGCGCGGCACAGUCCGUGGUCUGAUAGCCGAAGAGCUGAAAAGUGUCCUGUCCAAGAAGUCCCUGACAGUCCAAGAAUCUCCUAGCUCUUUUGUUCGCGAAUGCUUGGAACUGCAGCCUGUUCGAGAUGCACAAGGCACACGACCCACUCUGAGCAGGUCGUCUCUGUCUUUGGAUUCACCACCUUUCGCAGUGAAACAUGGAGAGUUUACUCGAAAAAUUCAAUACAGACGUGGCGUUGGGGGUGUCCUACCGAAGGACCCACCUAGCUGGCCCACGGACACCAGCACUGCUCCUCUCCUUCCUUCGAAAUAUCGAGAGCUGUCCUGGUGGCUUUGGGCAUCAACAAAUCCAGAGUACCAGAUCCAUCCAGAGGUGGUGGAGCUUCGGCAUCAGUACCGUUGGCACAAAGGCGCCGGACCAGACACUCGGAUCUUCAUGAACCCCAAGGAUGAUUUUAUCGAGUACCGUCGUGCCAAGUUCCAACCUGGCAACAAACUUACCAUGCGUACUGGAAGUGGGAGCAUGUCCUCCAAAGCAUGA